AAGUGUACGAAUACACACGCGUGCUAAAUUCAGUGAAGUGUUUUGGAGAUUUAGUUAUUAGGACAAUAUGUCGAACGACCACAGUCCAGUAUAUAACAGGUCCAGGUCCAAGAUUAAACAUUGUUGCUGUUGUAUUAGUCCCAGGAUUGAAGUUAUAGUUUGGGCUUCUCUCAGUUUGAGUUGUAACGCAUUUCUGAUAAUGUUCAUGUAUUUGGGAACAAUGCUUAUAGACGCAUUGUCAGGAGCAAGCCGCGUCGAGGUGUCUAAGGAUAUUCAAAUGUUCAUAUUCUCAUUGGCUUUACUAGUGGAUAUCGUGUACAACAUUCUUGUUAUAGUGGCUUCUCAUGGAAAAAAAGUGAAGCUGCUCAAGAUUUCUAUGUACCUCGGAGUCGCUAUGUGUAUCGUCUUGUGUGCAGUGACGGCGAUUGCGUACCAACCAUCACCUCAUUUGUUUCAUGAGCUAAAACAUUUUUUGACAUUUUUCGUCGUAUUAACAAUAAUUGUUCGAGGGUACAUGCUCCUGUUAAUCCGCGGCGUAAGGUUGCAGCUAAAACAAGAACAUAGCCAACACCAUGGAUACAUCGGCUUGGACAAGACCAUGGAAACGAGGACGGACCACGAACCACCAAUAUAACGUAUCUGGAUCAAUCAACUAUUUAAACAACUUUUGACCGUUUAAUAGGGUGGUCCAACAGUCCAACUUUGUGUAAAACAUUGGAAUAAAUUCGCAAUUCCGAAAUCGUGGACAACCCAAUAUAACGUAAUUAUAUAAGAGACUCGCACCUGCAGACAAACUGUGUAAACAGUUUUGCAGGGAACUGAAUUAGAUCGUAAGGUUAUUUUUUGUAUUAAUAAUAGUAAUAAAAAAAAAAAAAAAAAAAAAACGUAUCUGGAUGAAUCAACUGUUUAAACAACUUUUGACCGUUUAAUGGGGUGGUCCAACAGUCCAACUUUGUAUAAAACUUUGGAAUAAAUUAAAAAUACGGAAUCUCGGACAAAUUUUCCGUUACCUAUAAUUCCGGAAUUGAGACCACUGAAUAAGUAUAUUGGAUUUUAGUACUUUUAUUCGAUUUUA
Molecule: messenger RNA, 1075 nt
Organism: Cydia splendana
Lineage: Eukaryota; Metazoa; Arthropoda; Insecta; Lepidoptera; Tortricidae
Exons: 4
Coding region: 68-634 (188 amino acids)
Source: RefSeq, a predicted model, not a curated record